AUGAAUUUAAGAUACCUCCUGGUGCCCUUCACCCUCCUGCUGUUCCACUUUGCAACCAAUGAAGCCUUUGAUCAGCGAAGAAUCUCUUCCUUUUUGGAUAAAUCCAUUUUGAAAAAAUCCGAUUUUCAAUGGAAGGGACCAGCGGGAGGCAGCUACCAUCUUGCCGAUUGGAAUGGAAAACCAGACCCCACCCUGCUGUGGCGUAAAUUCCUACUUAAAGUUACCAAUAAAUUCCAACCUCUGUUACAUCACGUGAAUUGGAAGGAGGGUAAGGUGCAGGAUGAAAAACGCCGAGAUGAAUUCCCUUGCCCUUUAAAUGAUACCCGCUCGCCAGUACAACCCGUCAAUAUCCAUCAACUGCGUCCCGGUGAUAUUGAUGUUGUAGCAGCCAUUGGCGACUCAUUAUCGUCGGGAAAUGGUGCAAUGUCCGCCACAGCUUUGGGAGCCUAUACCGAAUUUCGUGGUAUGUCAUUUUCCGGUGGCGGUAUGCAAGAUUGGACCACCCUCUUGACAUUGCCAAAUAUUCUGAAAGUUUUCAAUCCCAACCUGUAUGGAUUUGCAACGGAAAAUGUUUUGUCACGAGACUUAGCAGCCCAUUUGAAUGUUGCCGAACCGAAUGCUCUUUCGCGGGAUUUAGUGCAACAGGUACAAAUUUUGAUACAACGAAUGCAACAGGAUCCUCGUGUGGAUAUGCCGCGUCAUUGGAAGCUCUUGACAAUUCUGAUUGGUAGCAAUGAUUUUUGCAUGGACAUGUGUCAUCAGGAUAAUAUGUUCAAAUUUCUGAAACAACAUGAAGAAGAUUUACGCAAGGCUUUGACCCUGCUGCGCAACAAUGUACCCCGGCUGAUGGUGAAUUUAAUACCAGCCCCCAAUUUGGUAUAUCUCCAGCAACAGCUAAAAACUCUACCCGGAAUCUAUAAAAUCCCCUUGGGUUUGGCUUGUUCCUGUUUGGUAAAUCGUUUCUAUACCCCGGAAUAUUUGCAAAAGGCAUCGGAAUUAAUAUCGCGAUGGCAGGCGGUUGAUGAACAUAUAGCCGGCUUGGCGGAAUUUCACACCUCCGACUUCACUGUGAUAUAUCAACAAUUUAUGGCGAAUUUGACAAUUCCCCAUUUGUCAAAUGGGUUCAUAGAUCUUCGAUACUUCGGUAAGGAUGGUAUACACUUCAGCCAAUUUGGUCAUGCGGCAGUGGCAAAUUUGUUGUGGAACAAUAUGGUCCAGGGCAGUGGACAAGAGGAUUUGGAUCUCCGGCAGCCAUUUGAGAACUUUGAAUGCCCCACGGCGGAGAGACCCUACAUCCUGACAAUGAAAAAUAAAAAUGAAUAA
Molecule: messenger RNA, 1323 nt
Organism: Musca vetustissima
Lineage: Eukaryota; Metazoa; Arthropoda; Insecta; Diptera; Muscidae
Product: phospholipase B1, membrane-associated-like
Exons: 1
Coding region: 1-1323 (440 amino acids)
Biological process (GO): phospholipid metabolic process
Molecular function (GO): glycerophospholipase activity
Source: RefSeq, a predicted model, not a curated record